AUGGCGAUGAAAUGCUCUCGUGCAUUUCGACAUCUGCUCAUAGCCCAGAGGCGGCCUACUUCGCUGCGGAAUGCACAAAUCUCUCAGGCCAGGCAUGUUUCGUCGUCAGCGAAGACUGCUGUCUCAACACUAUGGAACAUUACGCUUGGUGCACUUGGUGGCGUUGUGGGAGCCGGCGCACAUCACUAUCUCCAAAAGAAGGAGGAUAGCGUCGAUUCCUCGUUGGAGCACGACGGCAUCAAAUAUGCUAGCCGUGCGCAAAUGCUCAAUUUUAGUCUCUCCGCUAUAUUCGCACACUCUGCUGAUCUGACAACUACCCAGGCCGCCAUGGAGAUUGCCGAUAGCUUGAAGGACGAGGAUGUAGUCAGCUACGACGAAGAUGUGAUCGAGAAUCAUGGCCAUUCCGAAUGGUCUACGUCCAGCACGAAGGAGCGGCCAGUAGCAGUAGUCUAUCCGCGAAGCACAGAAGAUGUCGUUAUGAUUGCUCGUAUUUGCAGCGAGCACAACGUACCAAUGGUGCCCUUUGGAGCUGGAUCUAGUGUGGAAGGCAACUUCUCUUCGCCAUAUUCAGGAAUCUGCAUUGACUUCACGUACAUGGACAAGAUCAUUGCCUUUCAUCCCGAGGACUUGUUGUUCAGCCUGGGGUCAACUGAGUUGAUCUGA
This is a messenger RNA of Fulvia fulva, 663 nucleotides long. Its product is annotated as D-lactate dehydrogenase [cytochrome], mitochondrial. Gene Ontology annotation, biological process: lactate catabolic process. The transcript has a single exon. Gene Ontology annotation, cellular component: mitochondrion. Gene Ontology annotation, molecular function: FAD binding; D-lactate dehydrogenase (NAD+) activity; D-lactate dehydrogenase (cytochrome) activity. Lineage: Eukaryota; Fungi; Ascomycota; Dothideomycetes; Mycosphaerellales; Mycosphaerellaceae. Bases 1 to 663 code for a protein of 220 amino acids. The record is from RefSeq and is a predicted model, not a curated record.